This is a messenger RNA of Rhopilema esculentum, 969 nucleotides long. Its product is annotated as small ribosomal subunit protein bS1m. The record is from RefSeq and is a predicted model, not a curated record. Gene Ontology annotation, molecular function: nucleic acid binding. NCBI's taxonomy places the organism in Eukaryota, Metazoa, Cnidaria, Scyphozoa, Rhizostomeae, Rhizostomatidae. Gene Ontology annotation, cellular component: mitochondrial small ribosomal subunit.
AUGGCGACGCGUAGUUGUGGAAAUUUGCUAAGGAAGUACUGUAGAGACAUAAUACGAAAUGGUUACCUUGUUCAACAGAAAGGAUUGCUCAGAGAUCAUAACAUAGUUAGAUAUUACAGUAAUGAAAAUGUAGAGAACCAUGAUUCCAGGAAUUCCCAAGAAAAGACUUUUGAAGAAUUGCUUGAAAGCUCUCCGCUUAUGAAAAUUAGGCGUCCGCAAGGAAAGAUCGUAUCUGGCAAAAUAACAAACGUUUGCAACGAUGAUCUUUAUGUAGACUUUGGAGGAAAGUUUGAAGUCGUUGUUAAAAGGCCCCCAGUUAAUACAGAAGUUUACCAAAUUGGCAGGCAGGUUAAAAUAAUGCUUCGAAAAUUGGAGAUGACAGGACACUUUUUGGGUCAAAAUAAACACAUAACCUUACUUGAAGCAGAUGGGAAAUUACUAGGCAUUGACAAUUAACAAAGUUCAAGACCAAAAUGGUUAUGGAAGAGCAAUGCAAUGCUAUAACAUAGUUGUUCGCAAUCAGUUUUAGCAUACUUUUCUUAUUAUCCUGUGUGUCAGUAUGUGCUUUUUAUCAUCAUACUUUUAUGGGAUGGGAAUGUUUAGCUUUGCAGAUUUUUAGGACCUAAGAAGAAAUAAUAUUGUAGAGAAUUGAAUUAACUUACAUUAGAUGCUCUCUUGAAGAAACCAGAUCUGUCAUAAGCUAGAAUCAAUGCUGUUUUGCAGUUUCCACCUACAAACAUUAAUAUUCAAUAUCUUUAGUAUGAUGGUGUACUAAAAUCCUCUAUUUUUUCACCAAUACUUUAAAGAUUUUGUUACAAUUCAAUAAUGAUAUACCUGUAGCAAUCUUUUUAACAUGUUACCAAACAAAAGCAUCACCAUAGCUCUCAAUAGAUUAUAUCUUCACUUACCUUAACUAAUUUAAAUUUAAAUUGUCUACUCCCUGUAGUGUCAAAUAUUUUCCAUUUUGCA